Dermatophagoides farinae (American house dust mite) is the source of this 801-nucleotide messenger RNA. RefSeq lists its product as uncharacterized. NCBI's taxonomy places the organism in Eukaryota, Metazoa, Arthropoda, Arachnida, Sarcoptiformes, Pyroglyphidae. The record is from RefSeq and is a predicted model, not a curated record.
AUUAUUAUUAUUGAUCACCAUGGAUUUCAACUUUGAUUUUUUUUUUCAAUGUUCAUUUCUGGUAAAAUACAGAUAUCAAUGCUUCUAUAUCAUGUGUGUAUGCGUGAGUGUGUGGUUUCUAUCUAUUUGAUGUAUUUUUAUACAUGGAUGUGUAGACCAACAACAACAACAACAAUAAUAAUAGUAAAUGAUUCAUCAUUCCAUUUCAAACACUAGAUUAAUCAAUGAAUACGAGGCAAAAAAUUUUUUUUUUUUUUUUUAAGACCACCCAGAUUUUAGAUAUUAAAACGAAUUGGUGUGCGUCGUGUAUCUAUCUCUCAUCGGAAACAAAUGGUUGUUGUUGAAAACAAAUAAAAAAACAUCAGCAAUAAUAACAUUCAUUUAAAUCAUCCAAAUCAAAAUUUGAAAAAAAUGGUUUACAUAUUCUAUGUCAAAACAGAUUCACGUGGAACUGCUGAAUUUAAAUUACGAUGGCGUAUUGUUCAAGAUAUUGAUAUUAUCAUUGAAAUCGAUAUUGCUGGACCACCACCAGCAUCAAAUUUAUGGAAGAUACAGAUACCAAGACGUUUUCUUUUACAAGUUCCACGAAAUUGGCGAGACAUUCUUUUCACUUUAGAAAGCAUGACAUAUCGUUCUAUUCAUGGUGAUCAAUAUACAGAAAUGGAAUCCUCAAUUAUCAUUGAAGAAGAGGUCCGAGAAAAUAUGCGUGAAUAUUAUGCAAGUCAUGAAUUUGAACCACGUCGACCAUGGUCAUCGGUGAUAAGAGCAGCCUAUGCACGGAAACACUUUGUCUGGGAUUAG